GGCAAAGGACUUUAAACCCAUUCAUUGCAUGUCAUGAAAAACAGGUUGCAGCACAUAAUUACUAAAUAGUCAUAUAGAUUCACGUUUAAUUAGAUUUAUGAAAAGAUACACAGUACUGGUACUCCAGAAGGACUGUAUGGUACAUUAGAAUACAACAAGAAAAUAUAGAUAUUUUGGAGUAAAUAUGAUCGAUCAGUACCAGGAGUCUUUUAAGGGGAAAAAAACAGUGCAGCAAUCAAGUUUGGUUGAGCUUCUUAAGACAUCAUUAAAAUCUAAACUAACUAGUUUGUCCAGAAGGGUGAGCAGGAAGUCAUGCACUGUCAUUUUUUGCGUGUGAAGAUCUUGUAACACAGGAGUGUACCUACAGUGUCAAAGAACGAGGAACUUUUUUCAAUACUUUAUAGGAAAAGUACAUUAAUUUACUCAUAAUGUUAUGGAUUUUGAGCAUGGAUUGACAGCAACGGAGGAGUGAAUGAGUUAAGUACCUGAAGACUAUUUAUAUCACAUGGAAGUACAAAAAUGAUGGUGCUUCCAGCGGGCGACCUUGCCUCUGCCAGGCAGUUGACAUCGGCUGCAGCUUUGAGUUUUCCCUUCUCAGCUGCAGUGAAAUACAGCAUCCUGGGUUUGUCAGUUUCUCUUCUCCUGGUCGCAUUGGGCAUUUUAGCCUGGCAGGCUUUUAAAUGCUUCAAACGCCAACGCAGCACCACUGACCGCCAUGAAGCAGUGAACGGUGAGUUGCUAAACUCGGAUGUCAGAUCUCAAACCAGACAAUACAAAGGAAUCCCAGCUAUUAAGGUGGAGGAUGUUGAUGCAGACAUCUUAUCUCGGAACUCCUUGGGACCCGACCAGGAAGCAGCGGAUGAUAAAGUUAAAGGAUUUCUCCACUACUCCGUCUACUUUGACCAGCAGCAGCGCCAGCUUGUGGUUACAGUCUUGGAGGUCGAGGGGCUUCAGCAACAAAGUCAGAUCAGCAGCCUCCAGCUUUUUGUCCAACUGAAGCUCCUGUGGAAAGGAUCUGAGAAGGGGGAGCGUUGCAUUGAAGAUGGGGAAGGAGGGACACCAUCAGCCCUAUGCACCGUGCUGCAGGACUUCCAGACUCGCAUUGUGAAAGGAACCUGUAACCCCUUGUUUGGAGACCAGUUCAGCUGUAUUCUGCGUGAUGAAAAGGAGCUGAAUCACAUUCACCUCAGGAUGGAGGUAAGAGACUAUGAUAAAUACUCCAGACACACAGCAUUGGGAGAGGUGAGGACAUCCCUGGGGCAAUUCAAUAUUUCUUACCCUCUGGAGCUGAAGGGAAAACUUCACAGUCCCAGGAAGGAUCUUGUAGGUGAGGUGCUUUUGUCACUUAAGUUACUCCCAACUUCUCAGAGACUUGAGGUUGGAGUGUUAAAGGUUCGAACGGUCCACAAGGAGCCCCACGUGGAUGCAGCCUUGUAUGCAAGGAUCACUGUGCAGUGCAACCGCUGCAAGUUGAAGUACCAGAAAACCUCCGCGAUGGAACAUGGGACGAUGACCGUUUUUAAUGAGGUUCUUGUAUUCUCCUUGCCAGAUUUUGAUCUACAACAGUGUAAAAUUAUGGUCUCUAUUUUUGAGACUCACUCAAGUAGGAAGCCAUCCAAACAUCUUAUCGGACAGUUGGUGGUGAAGAAAGACAAACAUUCAGAAGACAAGCACUGGGGUCUUAUGAUCCGCUCGGCUCGUCAGCCAAUAGCGAUGUGGCAUGCUCUUCUUAUCUGAGUAACUGGCUCAACUUCUUGUGAGUAAGUUAUUUUUAAAAUGAGUAAAUAAUGUAGUCCAUACUCAAGUCUACAAUAAUUCAUCCAUUCAUUUUCUAUGCUAUUUAUGCUCACUAGUGUUGUGGGAGUAUGCUGGAGCUUAUCCCAGCUGAGCAGGGUAGACUCCAAUCCAAUCCAAUCCAAGACAAUAUGAAAUGGGUUAUGUCUUAUUUGACAAGCCUGUGCUGCCAUCUAGGGGCUUAAGGGUUUUUAUUACUUAUUCUACACUGGAAUCAAUAUUAAUAUUUUGAUGUUAUUUGCUGUUUUGCAUCACAUUGUGCACUUUACAUAUUUUCAGUUUUGCUGAUGGAACUGUAACAUUACAGAAUCCUUAAUAUAUUACACUAUGUGUCACAUGAUCACUAAAAAUGCAUAUUAAAAUCAAUUCAAGGAACUCAUACCUUACCUGUGCAUGUCCAGUUUUUAGAAGUUGUGUUGACACCAUUUUUUUUAUAAAUGGAAAAAGAGAAAUAUGCACAAGGCUGAAUAUUAUGACUGUAGAGACGAGACAGGCAAAGACACCAAAUGUGAGCUGCCAUUUUGACACUUAGCUAGCUUACUUUUGACAUGGGACCCACUUAUUAUGUCUAUUGUAUGUAUAUUUUUUAAUAAACCCACAACCCUCACCAUUGAUAUAUAAUGUGAGGUGCAUAUUAACCAUGUUACAGCAAUAUUUAAAUUUUUAUUCUUAACAUUAUUUCGCCAAAUGAGCUGUCAUUUUGACACUUAGCUAGCUUACUUUUGACACCUGCUAGCUGGCGCACGUAUGGGACCCACUUAUUAUGUCUAUUGUAUUUAUAUUUUUUAAUAAACCCACAACCCUCACCAUUGAUAUAUAAUGUGAGGUGCAUAUUAACCAUGUUACAGCAAUAUUUUAAUUUUUAUUCUUAACAUUAUUUCG
Molecule: messenger RNA, 2676 nt
Organism: Doryrhamphus excisus (bluestripe pipefish)
Lineage: Eukaryota; Metazoa; Chordata; Actinopteri; Syngnathiformes; Syngnathidae
Gene: syt19
Product: synaptotagmin XIX
Biological process (GO): calcium ion-regulated exocytosis of neurotransmitter; synaptic vesicle endocytosis
Cellular component (GO): synaptic vesicle membrane; axon; exocytic vesicle
Molecular function (GO): SNARE binding; calcium ion binding; phosphatidylserine binding
Source: RefSeq, a predicted model, not a curated record